UGAACAAACCUUCGCCUAAAUCGGCCUUGAAUGCAACGCUUUAGGUUCACCGCCCGCUUUUUCAGCGCCAAUACGAGGAUUUAGCCGGUCGGGUUACAUACAUGGCUGGCUUUGAAACAAGAAAAUAAAAGGCACGAAUGUGGAGUGUGUCCGGAUAAUUCUGCGCGCACCUGCGAGACUCCGCUUAGACAGAAAGAUCACCAAGCAUAAUGGGGAAUGGAUCAGUUAAACCAAAACAGUCAAAGCAGCCAGAUGGGACAGUUAAUCGCUCAAUCAACACAAACGGAAACAGACUUUUUAAAGAUUCAGGGCCAAGUUUAAAUAUAAAAAAUACUGCAGAUAUUUUGAGGCUAAAAGUUUUAGAUCUUGAAAAAGAAACUAAAAGGAAAGACGACGAACUCUGGGAUAAAGAUUUCAAAAUCAAAGGACUGCAGGAUCAGCUUGCCAAGCAGACAAAAACAAUCUCUGAGCUUACCGAAGAACUUCAAAACAAGUGUAUUCAACUUAAUAAACUUCAAGAUGUCAUCAUUACACAAAGUGGGGGUAGUCUUCAUCCAUCACCCAUCAAAGCUGCAGCCAGGAUCAACCAGCAAGUCAGCAGCUUGAUUAAGGACACCUUUAAUAGAAGGAAAGGGGCCAAAGAGGGCGUCUCAGCUGAACCCACUUCAAGAACAUACGAUACGAGCAAGCUGCCUGAAUUUUCCUUUGAAAAAGUGAGAGUUCACAAAGAUUCCAAUGUGAAGAAGCUCGUUCUGGAGGCACUUAACAAAAAUCAAUUCCUCAAAAGACUGGAUCCACAGCAAAUAAGAGAUAUGGUGGAGUGUAUGUAUGAGAGGAGCUACCACAAAGGAGAUCAUGUUAUUAAACAAGGGGAGCCGGGGAAUCAUCUUUUUGUACUAGCAGAAGGAAAUCUGGAUGUUUAUCAACACAAUAAGUUAAUAACAUCCAUAACUGUGUGGACAGCAUUUGGAGAGCUAGCAGUUUUGUAUAACUGUAAGAGGACAGCAUCUGUCAGAGCUGUCAGUGAUGUCAAGACAUGGGCUUUGGACCGGGAGGUAUUUCAGAACAUUAUGAGAAAAACAGCACAGGCCAGGCAUGAACAAUACAGGAAUUUCCUUCGAAGUGUCAACCUCAUAACUCAUUUGCCAGAAGACAAAUUAAGUAAGAUUGUGGAUUGUCUUGAAGUUGAAUAUUAUGACACGGGGGAUUACAUUAUCAGGGAGGGAGAGGAAGGAAGUACUUUCUACAUUAUCGCCAAAGGAAAGGUGAAGGUGACCCAGCGUGCUGGAAGCUUCAAUGAUCCGAAAUUGAUAAAGACUUUACAAAAAGGAGAUUACUUUGGUGAAAAAGCCCUCAUAAGUGACGAUGUCAGAUCAGCUAGUAUAAUUGCUGAUGAAAAUGAUGUGGAAUGCCUUGUUAUAGACAGAGAGACAUUUAAUCAGACAGUUGGGACCUUUGAUGAACUUCAGAAAUAUCUUCAAGGAUAUGUGGCAACACUCUCCAGGGAGGAUGAACAGAGGCUUGCAAAAGCAUCAUCAUGUGAUCGAUGGUCUCCAGCGGUUUCCUUGGAGAUGAUUCAGCUGAAAGAUAAAGUGUCAGGGUUUUCCUCAACUUCUCCUUUCCAGAAUCUGGAGAUUAUUGCCACUCUUGGGGUUGGAGGAUUUGGAAGAGUAGAGCUGGUUAAAGUAAAGAAUGAAGAUGUGACAUUUGCCAUGAAAUGUAUAAAGAAGAAACACAUUGUUGAUAACAGACAAGAAGAGCACAUUCACUCAGAAAGGAAGAUCCUUGAGGAGGCAUGCUCCCCUUUUGUUGUUAAGCUAUACCGUACUUUUAAAGACAGUAAAUAUGUAUACAUGUUACUUGAAGCUUGUCUUGGUGGGGAAAUCUGGAGCUUACUGAGAGACAGAGGCAGCUUUGAUGAGCAGACAGCAAAGUUUUGUGUCACUUGUGUAACCGAAGCAUUUGACUAUUUACACCAGAUUGGAGUUGUCUACCGAGAUCUGAAACCAGAGAACCUUAUGCUGGACUCUGCUGGAUACAUUAAACUGGUAGAUUUUGGCUUUGCCAAAAAAAUAGAUUGGGGACAGAAGACAUGGACCUUCUGUGGAACACCUGAAUAUGUGGCCCCGGAGAUCAUUCUUAACAAAGGCCAUGAUUUUAGUGUGGACUUCUGGUCCCUUGGAAUUCUAGUAUUUGAGCUUUUGACUGGCAACCCACCCUUUUCAGGAGUUGAUCAAAUGAUGAUCUACAAUCUAAUUCUGAAAGGCAUAGAGAAAAUGGAUUUUCCAAAGAGAAUAACACGACGACCAGAGGACUUGAUUCGUCGGCUGUGCAAGCAGAAUUCUACAGAGCGCUUAGGAAAUCUAAAGAAUGGUAUAAAUGAUAUUAAAAAGCACCGGUGGUUUAAUGGUUUUAACUGGGAAGGCCUAAAAGCCAGGAAUCUCCUGUCACCACUCAAGAGAGAGCUUCAAGGACCAACCGAUCACAGCUACUUUGAUAACUACCCACCAGAUGAGGAUAUACCACCAGAUGAGCUUUCGGGCUGGGAUAAUGAUUUCUGAGAGAACAUCUCAACAAUCUAGACAACGUGAUGGUGGAGUGUGUGUAGAGGACACUAAAUAUUUUGAGUAGUGUUUAACACUGAUGGUGUGGCGGACACUAAGUCAUGAGCAUUAAUGUAGUCCAUCUGAAAAUAUGCAGCAUGUACCUUAGUGAAAUUUAGAUCAGAAGUUAACGUUUUUAAUUUUUAAGUAUUUCUUAAGGCCAAAUGUUUGUUUUUUUUACUAAAUUUCUUUACAAUUGUGCAUUAUUCUUGAAGC
This is a messenger RNA of Polypterus senegalus (gray bichir), 2819 nucleotides long. It is a transcript of the gene prkg2, whose product is annotated as protein kinase cGMP-dependent 2. NCBI's taxonomy places the organism in Eukaryota, Metazoa, Chordata, Cladistia, Polypteriformes, Polypteridae. The transcript has 19 exons. The coding region runs from base 210 to 2561 and encodes 783 amino acids. Gene Ontology annotation, molecular function: ATP binding; cGMP-dependent protein kinase activity. Gene Ontology annotation, biological process: protein phosphorylation. The record is from RefSeq and is a predicted model, not a curated record.